AUGGGAAAUCAUAACGCACAGAAAGUCCAAUCAAAUUCAAUCAGUAGCGCCAACUUUUCAAAAUACUCUUCAAGCAAUAUUGAAGGGAAGGCACACAUCGAGCAUGUUGCCAGUGAGCUAGACCAAAGUGAAGCCAACGGUACAUCCAUACCACCUGGUACUGUAGAAACCCCGAAAGGGAAGGAGGAUGAUGCUCCUCAAUUCUUCAACUACCACGAAUUUUCAGAAACAUUUUACGCAGACUAUAAGGACCCAGGCUGUUUAAAAGAGCAUGAUUUCUUGCAUGCUAUAAGUAUUACACAUUUUCCAAACGUAUAUGUCCCCAGCUGUUCUGAGGCAUUUAAACGUACAAGAAUAGUAAGAAUUCCAAGAAAUUUCGAAGCUUCGUUAGGUUCUCCAUAUUUUAGCACAGUACUGCCAGGAUUUGAACCAGCUGCUUUCACCAGUGAAAAUGAUGAAGAAAUGUUCAUUCCAAGAGGCAUCUACGAUGAUGACCAAGUUUUUGGAUGCAAUUCAAUUAGCCCACUCUCGUCAUAUAUAACGCAGGCACGGUAUGAAGAAAUUGUUAAAGAUAUCAACGAUAUAUUGGCAUAUAGUUUUCAGGUUUAUAGUUGGUAUAACAUUCUAGAUGUGGUUCUGGGAUCGUUGACGUUGGGUAUAUGGUCGUGGCUUUCAAAGUAUAUAUGUCCGAAUAGGAAACUAUUUAGUUUGGAACUUUACGUCGAACAAGUUAAUCAAACACCGCUAUUUAAAAGUCAAGGUAUACAGAUUAUAUCACCUCGAAGGAGUGGUUACCUCUCUCUAGAUUUCCAGAUUCCCAUGCCUCCGUUACCGGAUGGUAAGAUAGCAUAG
This is a messenger RNA of Naumovozyma dairenensis CBS 421, 852 nucleotides long. RefSeq names its product Shr5p (gene SHR5). Gene Ontology annotation, cellular component: endoplasmic reticulum palmitoyltransferase complex; extrinsic component of endoplasmic reticulum membrane. Lineage: Eukaryota; Fungi; Ascomycota; Saccharomycetes; Saccharomycetales; Saccharomycetaceae. The record is from RefSeq and is a predicted model, not a curated record. The transcript has a single exon. Bases 1 to 852 code for a protein of 283 amino acids. Gene Ontology annotation, biological process: protein targeting to membrane; peptidyl-L-cysteine S-palmitoylation.